Messenger RNA from Eruca vesicaria subsp. sativa (arugula), 501 nucleotides. The record is from the annotation of a GenBank genome assembly. Lineage: Eukaryota; Viridiplantae; Streptophyta; Magnoliopsida; Brassicales; Brassicaceae.
AUGAAUGCUGGGACAAACUCUCUUCUUUCUGGCUCAGAGGUUGAUCUGAAUCCUGAUGGUGGUUCUAAUGGGGACACUGGCUCUUUAAAUAAUCAGAGGGAAGUUGAUAGAAACUUAGAUCUGAAACAGGAAAAGGAAGAUGGGAGAGAAGUUUCUCCCAGCAAGACCUUACCCGAUACUUCUGAUCCCAUGGAAAAUAAAAUCGAUGUUCAUAGGACACAGUCUGAUGGCCAUUUAGUAAUGAAAAAUCUUUCAGUCACUUUUAUAUUACAAGCUAGCUUGGAGAGAAGGUUGGGAGAUUACAAGAGCAACUACAAGCUGAGAGAGACCUCAGAUCCGCUCUUGAAGUUGGUCUUAGCAUUUUUUUGUGGAAACUUUAGCUCACAAGCUGCGGAUUCUAAAACGAGGGCUGAGCUUGAGGAGAUAGCUCUCACUGAAGCUCAUGUAGCAAGACUGAAGCAGAAAGUAGCAGAGAUAGUGCAAACAGAGUCAUGUCAAUAA